AUGACCUGUGCCAUACACCAAGAUGAGCUCACAGCUGUGAAUGUGAAACAAGGCUUCAACAACCAGCCAGCCUUCACUGGAGAUGAGCAUGGCUCUGCCAGGAACAUUGUCAUUAACCCAUCAAAGAUUGGAGCUUAUUUUAGCAGCAUAUUAGCUGAGAAACUAAAGCUUAACACUUUUCAAGAUACUGGAAAGAAGAAACCCCAAGUUAAUGCUAAAGAUAAUUACUGGCUUGUAACAGCUCGAUCUCAGACUGCAAUUCAUAGUUGGUUCUCUGACUUAGCAGGAAAUAAACCACUUGCUAUUUUGGCAAAAAAGGUUCCCAUUCUUAGUAAAAAAGAAGAUGUUUUCGCAUAUCUAGCUAAGUAUUCUGUGCCAAUGGUUCGAGCAAUGUGGCUGAUCAAGAUGACCUGUGCCUAUUAUUGUGCUAUUUCUGAAGCUAAGAUUAAGAAACGUCAGCCUACUGAUCCAAAUUUGGAGUGGACACAGAUAUCUACUAGAUACCUUCGAGAGCAGUUGGUCAAGAUCUCUGACUUUUACCACAUGGCCUCCUGCACAAGCGAUGGCCCUGUCCCUGUGUCUGCCGAGGUGGAACAGGCCAUGAAGCAGUGGGAGUACAAUGAGAAGCUGGCAUUCCACAUGUUCCAGGAAGGAAUGCUGGAAAAGCAUGAAUAUCUUACAUGGAUCUUGGAUGUUCUAGAGAAAAUCAGACCAAUGGAUGACGAUCUUCUUAAACUCUUGUUACCACUAAUGUUGCAGUAUUCAGAUGAAUUUGUUCAGUCAGCCUACCUGUCCCGACGUCUUGCCUACUUCUGUGCCCGGCGUCUCUCUUUGCUGCUGAGUGACAGCCCCAGCCUGCUGGCUGCUCACUCCCCUCACAUGAUGAUGGGACCAGGCACUGCAGGCAUCGGGGCCCCCAGCCCCGGGCCCCCCGGCCCUGGCGUGAUCCCUGUGCAGCUGGCAUUCUCGGACUUCCUUUCCUGUGCACAACAUGGCCCCCUGGUUUAUGGACUCAGUUGUAUGUUACAGACUGUCACUCUCUGUUGCCCAAGUGCCUUGGUGUGGAACUAUUCCUCCAACGAAAAUAAGAGCACGGCCCCAGGCUCACCCCUGGACCUGCUGCAGGUGGCGCCCUCCAGCCUCCCCAUGCCCGGCGGGAACACAGCUUUCAAUCAGCAGGUUCGGGCAAGGAUUUAUGAGGUUGAGCAGCAGAUAAAACAAAGAGGCCGUGCAGUGGAAGUUCGGUGGUCUUUUGACAAGUGCCAAGAGUCAACAGCAGGGGUGACAAUUGGUCGGGUUUUGCACACACUGGAGGUCUUGGAUCGUCACUGUUUUGACCGAACUGAUCCCAGCAAUUCAAUGGAGACACUUUAUCAUAAGGUUUUCUGGGCAAACCAAAACAAAGACAACCAGGAGGUUGCUCCCAAUGAUGAAGCUGUGGUGACACUGUUAUGUGAAUGGGCUGUGAGCUGCAAACGCUCAGGCAAGCACAGGGCCAUGGCUGUGGCCAAACUCUUGGAGAAGAGACAAGCAGAAAUUGAGGCAGAGAGAUGUGGUGAGUCUGAAGCUCUCGAUGAGAAGGAGUCUAUUUCUUCAGCCUCUCUUACUGGGUCCAGUUUGCCUGUUUUCCAGAAUGUUCUUCUAAGGUUUUUAGAUACACAGGCUCCCUCAUUGUCGGAUCCCAGCAGUGAGCGUGAGAAGGUGGAAUUUGUGAACCUGGUGCUGCUCUUCUGUGAGUUCAUCCGCCAUGAUGUCUUCUCCCAUGAUGCCUACAUGUGCACCCUCAUCUCCCGAGGAGACCUGUCAGUCACUGGACCGCAGUCCCCAGCGGGAGACCACAUGGAUGAGCACUGUUUGAAGGACCGUGACGGGAGGAUGGAGAUUUUUUCUCCCAUGCCUGGAGAGUCCUGUGAAAAUGUCAACUCUUCCUUGGGCGGAAGGAUGUCGGUGAAUGGUGAGAAAUUCAUGAAGAGAGAAAAACCAAGAGACUUAAUUUUUCCAUCUAAUUAUGACCUCCUCCGUCACUUGCAGUACGCAACACAUUUUCCUAUACCCCUGGAUGAAUCUUCAAGUCAUGAGUGUAACCAGCGCACAGUCCUUCUCUACGGAGUGGGCAAAGAGCGUGAGGAAGCGCAGCAUCAACUGAAGAAGAUUACCAAAGACCUUCUGAAGAUCCUGAACAAGAAGAGCACCACAGAGACAGGGGUUGGCGAUGAAGGACAAAGAGCCAGGAAGAACAAACAAGAGGCCUUCCCAACACUGGAGGCCGUGUUCACAAAACUCCAGCUCCUUUCGUAUUUUGAUCAGCAUCAAGUGACAUCUCAGAUCUCUAACAACGUGCUGGAGCAGAUCACAAGCUUUGCCUCCGGGGCCUCCUUCCACCUCCCGCUGGCUCACCACAUCCAGCUCAUCUUUGAUCUCAUGGAGCCGGCGCUGAAUAUCAACGGAUUGAUUGAUUUCGCAAUACAGCUACUAAAUGAGCUGAGUGUGGUGGAAGCUGAACUGCUCCUAAAGUCCUCCAGCCUGGCAGGAAAUUACACAACGGGGCUGUGCGUCUGCAUAGUGGCUGUCCUCAGGCGGUACCACAGCUGUCUGAUCCUGAAUCCUGAUCAGACAGCCCAGGUGUUUGAAGGGCUGUGCGGCGUGGUGAAGCACGUGGCCAACCCCUCAGAGUGUUCUUCUCCAGAGAGGUGCAUCUUAGCCUACCUCUACGAUCUCUAUGUGUCCUGUAGCCACCUCAGAAGUAAAUUUGGAGACCUCUUUAGUAGUGCCUGUUCAAAGGUAAAGCAAACCAUAUAUAACAAUGUGAUGCCUGCAAAUUCCAACCUGCGGUGGGACCCAGACUUCAUGCUGGACUUCAUUGAGAACCCUUCAGCCCGCAGCAUCAACUACUCGGUGCUGGGCAAGAUCCUCAGCGACAAUGCGGCCAACCGCUACAGCUUUGUCUGCAACACCCUCAUGAACGUGUGCAUGGGCCACCAGGACCCCAGCAGGAUUAAUGACAUAGCCAAUUUCUCCUCCGAGCUUACCGCCUGUUGCACGGUCCUCAGUUCAGAGUGGCUGGGUGUUCUGAAGGCUCUUUGUUGUUCUUCAAAUCACGUGUGGGGGUUUAAUGAUGUACUUUGCACUGUAGAUGUGAGUGACCUUUCAUUCCAUGAUUCAUUAGCUACUUUCAUUGCUAUUCUGAUAGCACGACAGUGUUUCUCCCUGGAGGACGUCGUGCAGCACGUUGCUCUGCCCUCGCUCCUGGCGGCAGCUUGCGGAGACGCCGACGCGGAGCCGGGGGCCAGGAUGACGUGCAGACUCCUGCUUCACCUCUUCCGAGCUCCUCAGGCCUGCCUGUCACCGCAGGCGACCGGCAAACCUUUCCCUGGAAUAAGAUCCUCCUGUGAUAGACACCUGCUAGCCGCUGCUCACAACAGCAUUGAAGUGGGAGCCGUUUUUGCUGUCUUAAAAGCAAUUAUGAUGCUGGGAGAUGCCAAAAUCGGUAGUAGCACUGUCAGCUCUUUGAAGAAUGAUGAGUUCACUGUGAGGGGCUUGCGGCGUGAUGGGAAUGCAGAAGAUAUCUGGGCUAGCUCACAGAACUCGAAGUCCUGUGGGAAAGGGGUUUCCAUUGAAACUGCCAAUUUAAGGGAGUAUGCGCGAUAUGUGCUGAGGACUAUCUGCCAACAGGAAUGGGUAGGAGAACAUUGCUUAAAAGAACCUGAAAGAUUAUGCACAGACAAAGAGCUUAUACUGGACCCUGUGCUUUCAAAUGUGCAAGCACAGAGAUUAUUGCAGCUCAUUUGCUACCCGCAUGGCAUUAAAGAGUGUGCCGAGGGAGACAGCCUGCAAAGACAACACAUCAAACGCAUUCUCCAGAAUCUUGAGCAGUGGACACUGAGACAGUCCUGGCUGGAACUGCAACUAAUGAUCAAGCAGUGCGUGAAGGACCCUGGCUCCGGUUCUGUGGCUGAAAUGAACAACUUAUUGGACAAUAUUGCAAAGGCCACCAUAGAGGUCUUCCAGCAGUCUGCAGAUUUGAAUAGCAGCUCCUCUAGCGCUGGCCUGAGCCUCUUCCACCCGCAUGGUGCUGGAAAUGCUGAUGCGAGUAGCACGCGGCAAACCGGAGUAAAGACAUUUCUGAGUUCCUCGGAGCGCAGGGGCGUGUGGCUGGUGGCCCCCCUCAUCGCCAGGCUGCCAACCUCUGUCCAGGGAAGGGUGCUGAAGGCUGCUGGAGAAGAGCUAGAGAAGGGGCAGCACCUGGCCUCCUCUUCAAAGAAGGAGAGAGACCGACAGAAGCAGAAAAGCAUGUCUCUCCUGAGCCAGCAGCCGUUCCUCUCCCUGGUCCUCACCUGCCUCAAGGGGCAGGACGAGCAGCGGGAAGGCCUUCUGACGUCGCUGCAGAAUCAAGUGAACCAGAUCUUAAGUAACUGGAGGGAAGAGCGCGACCAGGCUGACAUAAAGGCGCGGCAGGCGGUGCACGAGGCCUUGCAGCUCCGCUUAAAUCUGGUGGGAGGCAUGUUCGACACCGUGCAGAGGAGUGCUCAGUGGACCACGGACUGGGCCCUCCUGUUUCUGCAGAUAAUCACCUCGGGAGCCGUGGACAUGCACACUAACAACGAAUUAUUCACCACAGUUCUUGACAUGCUGGGUGUCCUAAUCAAUGGGACGUUAGCCUCUGAUCUAUCAAACGCAUCCCCAGGGGGGUCUGAAGAGAAUAAACGAGCAUACAUGAACCUGGUGAAGAAACUGAAAAAAGAGCUUGGAGACAAGCGGUCAGAAAGCAUUGAUAAAGUUCAACAGUUGCUACCUUUGCCAAAACAGACAUGUGAUGUCAUCACUUGUGAGCCUAUGGGUUCUUUGAUCGACACAAAAGGAAACAAAAUUGCUGGAUUUGACUCUAUCGAUAAAAAACAGGGGCUCCAGGUCUCUACCAAGCAGAAAGUGUCCCCAUGGGACUUGUUUGAGGGCCAGAAGAACCCAACUCCUCUCUCCUGGGCCUGGUUUGGGACUGUCCGUGUGGAUCGAAGAGUAAUCAGAUACGAGGAGCAGCACCACCUCCUUCUGUACCACACACACCCCACGCCCAAGCCCCGGAGCUACUACCUGGAGCCGCUGCCCCUGCCUCCCGAGGAGGAAGAGGAGGAGCCCACAUCUCCCGUGUCUCAGGAACCAGAAAGGAAACCAGCUGAGCUGCCAGAUCCCGGGAAAAACGCAGCCGAUGAAGAAAAGAAGACAAAGGGCAGGAAGCGCAAGACCAAGUGCGGCUCGCGCAUGGAUGAGUAUCCACAGAGCAACAUAUACCGAGCACCUCCUAAUUACUCACCCAUUUCCUCCCAAGUGAUGCACCACGCACCGCCAACCGUGUGGGGUUACAACCUCGUGGGCCAGCCCCCUCAGCCUGCCUUCUUCCUUCAGAACCAGUCUCUUACUCCAGGAGGCUCCAGGUUGGACCCCGCGGGCUCCAUUGUGCCAGCCAGCACCAAGCAAGCGCUGUCCUACAUGCUCCAGCGGCGCUCGGGCGCCGUGACGCAGCCCCUCACCCUUCACGGGCUCACUUCCCAGCAGCAGUUCAUACAGAUGAAGCUUCUGCAGCAGCAGCAACAGCACCGUCUUCUCAGGCAGGCCCAGACUCGACCUUUCCAGCAGGCCCAGCCCGGGGACCCGGCGGCUCUGUUUGCUGCACAAGCACGGCCUUCUCCUCAGCCCCCUCAGUACCCAGGGCUGCAGCAGGCGCAGACCAUGCCCCAGGGGUACACGAUGUACGGAACUCAGACACCUCUGCAGCCAACGGUACAGCCGCAGGCCGGUGGUGCGGUCCUGUCCCCCGGCUACAAUGGCAGAGCCCAUCCAGCUGCACACUCCAGCCCCGUGCUGGUGGACCGCCUCCGGCAGAUGCAGCCGCAGCCCGGUGGCUAUGUGCAGCGGCAGGCGCCGCAGUACCUGCAGACCUUGGCUAGCGCUCAGAGACUGACUCAUCAGGCUCUGCCGCAGAGCCCUCUGGUGGGCACAGGCGUCUCGGCUGUGCUGACCUCGGCACCUCCAGCCCUCCCCUCAGUCCCCCCGCCUCAGGACCCCGGGAGGCCCGGACAGCCGCCAGCCCGACCGCAGCAGAGACUCCUCCAGCUCCCCCGGCAGGGCCUGCAACAGACCCAGCAGCAGCAGCAGACGGCCGCCCUGGUGCGCCAGCUCCAGAAGCAGCUGUCCAGUAACCAGCCACAGCAGGGAGAGGCUCCGUAUGGACACCCUUCACACUUCUAGACCUGGAAACAAAGACGUGCUCUUCAUGUGUGCCCUGGAGCGUAGAAAGGCAAAGUUAAUGUAUUAGUCACCCAGACAGAGGUCCUUGCGGGCUUUCAUUUCUUUGAUGUUUUCCGAUAUUUUAUGCUGUAUUUCAUACAGAGGCAUUUAAAUGGAAAAGCGAACACGUGGUUUGGUGUUGUCACAUUCAACUUUAAAGCAGACUUAAAAAUGUAGAUUAUGCAGCCUACACCAGAGUGUGAUAGCAAGCCUUUUGCAAUUGGUGCUUUUUUUAAUCUCAUAUUUACAGAAGGAAUUAUGGUUAGUUUAAAUAUUUAUGUAUUUGUUAAUGGUGAAAAAGGUAUCAUUGUUUCAAAACUGGCGGACCAAACUGCUGAUUGGAAAGGCAUGGCAGAUCGUGCAGGAAAGUGACCCAUUCAUUCACCUGUGGUGGUGAAUCGGACAGUUAUUUGAAAUGUUUUAUCAUUUCAUAAGCACUUUAUAAACUUCAUUCUUAUUUAUGUAGGACUUUGCUUCUGUUGUGGUCAAAGGUGCUGAAGCAAUCUGUUGCUUAGUACUUGAACUUCUUUCAAGGCUUCCGCAUGAGCCCCCCACCCCGAGGUCCCUGGGAGCCCGUCAGCAGCUGCACCCCGAUUUGUUUUCAGUAGUAAGCGCCUUGGCACGAGUGUUUGGGAAGGAACAGGCCCACAGGGACUGCAGCGGAGCGUCCUGCUGGCUGGCUAUCAGCUUGGGAGACGCGACUGCCUGGGUUGGGUCCUCCUGCCAGUCCUGCGGCUGGCCUGGGAUGCCACAUUGCCCAGACCUGGCAUCCAGAGACCCCGGUUUUCAUAAAAGGUGUCAUUAAUGUUUAUUUUGUGAGGUAAGUAUUUGCUGUUUUGAAUUUAAUUAUCAAUGUUGUCCAUCUUGAUUGUGCAUUACAUAUACUGUAUUUAUAAGUUGGUGCAAAAAGCACAAGUAAAUUAUACAUCAAAUUUAUUAUAAAGAAAUAGUAACUAUUUUAACUUUGUUCAAGUAUGUGGUAAUUUGCUCCUAUUAGAUAAUAAGAAUAAGAAUACAGUAAAUUAUUAUCAGUUUGUGUAAAUUUAAAAGUACUCCAUAUAAUAUUUUUUUAGAUUUAGAUGCAUAAAAUUUUGAAUGUGAAACUUGCAGGGCAUUUUAAAACGUGUGGGGGUAUUUUCCCAAGUUCUGUGUUAAUUCCUUUUCUUUGGGCCGUAUAAUUUUUACAUGUAAUAUAGUUGAGCAUACUGUGAGAUUUGUCUACAACGAGCAAACUACAUAGAACUACUUUUUUUAAAUGUAGCUAGUACAGCUCCAGGCAGCGUCUGUACAGAUCACCCUGUGAUUAUUUACUGAAUCUCCCAGGCGGGUCUCGCAUGGCAGAGCCUGAGCUCAGACGCGUCUCAGCUCACGUUGCUGUGGCAGCAGCCGUGUGAACUGCUUUGUACACUGUGAAAAUAUCUCGCUCCAGCCGCUCAUUGUGUGUUUACUAUGGGCUGGGAAAGACUUUGCCAAAACAUUACACACCCUUCUUUUCACUAAGUUAACGUUCUCUCUGCUUUCAGAAGACGUAUCUUUAUCUUUCAUCUGGUUGUAUGCAUCUUCCACUUCCUGAGAGUGAUAGGUCCACCCAAGUGUGAACAUUGUGCCCCGUCCUUGCUGGCUUCUUUUCAAAGAUUAUGGAUAGUUAAAACACCAUUUUUUCAGUUGGAACCAUAUAUUUUUAUAGUCUAUAUUACAAACAGCAGUAAUACUGUUUUAAGAAUGAGUGUUAUAUUUGCAUAGCAUUUGUAUGCACUUUACAUGUUUUUAAGUUAAUUUAUUAAUAAUUUUGUAUAUGAAAUCUAUGGGUAGAUUUUUCUUGUUUUAAAGUGGGAAUUUGGAAGUUUAGUAAAAAUGCAGAGCUUUUUUCCACUGUAUAUUCUAAGAAAAGCAAUGUGGGGGGCUGGGAAGCUGGCUCAAUGGUAGAGCGCUU
This is a messenger RNA of Dipodomys ordii (Ord's kangaroo rat), 8215 nucleotides long. It is a transcript of the gene Med12l, whose product is annotated as mediator complex subunit 12-like. Gene Ontology annotation, molecular function: transcription coactivator activity; beta-catenin binding. The transcript is spliced from 42 exons. The coding region runs from base 1 to 6243 and encodes 2080 amino acids. Gene Ontology annotation, cellular component: mediator complex. NCBI's taxonomy places the organism in Eukaryota, Metazoa, Chordata, Mammalia, Rodentia, Heteromyidae. Gene Ontology annotation, biological process: regulation of transcription by RNA polymerase II. The record is from RefSeq and is a predicted model, not a curated record.